Aedes albopictus (Asian tiger mosquito) is the source of this 1804-nucleotide messenger RNA. RefSeq lists its product as uncharacterized. The transcript has 2 exons. Bases 247 to 1545 code for a protein of 432 amino acids. NCBI's taxonomy places the organism in Eukaryota, Metazoa, Arthropoda, Insecta, Diptera, Culicidae. Gene Ontology annotation, biological process: DNA integration. Gene Ontology annotation, molecular function: nucleic acid binding. The record is from RefSeq and is a predicted model, not a curated record.
CGAAAGGGCUCAGCAAACCUGGCGGACAGUCUUUCUAGGCUAGGAGCAACGGUUCACGAUAAACAGUGGUCGGAUGAAAGUGAAGUCUACAUAAGGCGUGUAGCGGUUGAAUCGUUGGCAGUCCUACCAAAUGAUACACCCCAAGACGAUUUCGAUCCUGAAACUGAAAUCGUCAUCAGAACCAUCCAGGAGGCGGCCGCUAUCGACGUCGAAGAAGUUAUUCGAGCUACAACGGAGGAUCCUGAGAUGCAAAAGCUGAAGAUGUGCAUAACGAACGACUCUUGGAAUGAUGAUGAUGUUAAACCGUAUGCUUCAUUCCGUCACGAGUAUACUCACGCAAAUUCUUUGAUUUUACGUGGCUCUAAAUUAGUCAUACCGCGAAUUUUGCGACAAAGGAUGCUUGAUUUAGCUCACGAAGGGCACCCAGGACAGUCUCUGAUGAAACGACGGUUACGGGAAAGAUGCUGGUGGCCAGGAAUUGACCAAGCAGCGGUCAAGAUUUGUGAAUCCUGCGAGGGAUGCCGACUGGUUCAAGUCCCUGAUCCCCCGGAGCCGAUGAUGCGCCGACCGCUACCAGACCGCCCUUGGGUUGAUGUUGCUAUCGACUUCCUUGGGCCUUUGCCAUCCGCGGAGUACGUUUUAGUAGUUAUUGACUAUUACAGUCGAUAUAUGGAGCUGGAGAUACUGAGUAGAAUAACUGCGCAAGAAACGAUCAAGCGGCUGAAGCGAAUUUUCCGUACUUGGGGUCCACCCAGGACGAUAACAUUGGACAACGCUAAGCAGUUCAUCAGUUGUGAGCUUGAGGAGUACUGCAGAACAAACGGAAUUCAUUUGAACCACACUACGCCCUAUUGGCCGCAGGCUAACGGGGAAGUCGAGCGGCAGAACAGGUCCCUGCUAAAACGGAUGAGAAUUUCCAAUGCACUGUACAAUGACUGGAAAGCCGAGCUCAACAACUAUUUGGAGUUGUACAACAAUACUCCACAUUCAAUCACGGGUAAAGCACCGAGCGAGCUACUGCAAAACCGAAAACUUCGAUCCAAGCUACCCUGCGUGGACGACCUGGACACAAUUCCACCCAGCUCGGAUUUCAGAGAUCGCGAUCUAGAGAAGAAAAUGCUUGGAAAACAGCAGGAGGAUAGGAAGCGGAAAGCGAAGCCAAGUGAUUUAUCCAUAGGCGACACCGUGCUCAUGAAGAACCUGUGUCCAACAAAUAAACUGUCUACAAAUUUCCUCCGGGAGAAAUUCAUUGUCGUAGACAAAACGGGAUCCAACGUUAAGGUUCAAUCAAAGGAAAGUGGGAAGCAGUACGACCGAAACACAACGCACUUGAAAGUCAUACAUGAUCCAGAACCAGAUGACCUUGAUGGAGAUGAUACUCCUUCCAUGAAUCCUGACUUCAAUACUGAGCACCGUUCAUCAGGCCCGUUGAGCUCAACCCGGAACACAAGCUCGGACACAGAGGACCAGUCGCCUUCGGCUGGUAUGCUUAGGCGGUCUCACAGGACACCGAAGCCCAAGACCAUAUUCAGCCCGCGCAGAUAAGUACCUGUCUUUCUCCUAAAUAAAUGUUUUUAAAUUAAUAAACAGUUAUAAAUAAAACUAACUUAUAAUAGUUAUCAUUUUUAUAAAAACGGGGAUGUGGUACGGUUACACACACUAACGCAUGUGAGAAACAUCCAACCUUCCUUGGGGCUCAUACUACUCUCUCCAAAGAGAGUGUGAUCAGUCUGCUAAGAUACGUCGUCGAGUGUAGUUGCCCACCCGGUCUGUGUCGUGCGUUUCAAUAAAUCUCUUUUCGGCU